Messenger RNA from Plutella xylostella (diamondback moth), 714 nucleotides. RefSeq lists its product as uncharacterized. Lineage: Eukaryota; Metazoa; Arthropoda; Insecta; Lepidoptera; Plutellidae. The record is from RefSeq and is a predicted model, not a curated record.
CCCUGCAUUGUUGUUUGUUUUGGUUUUUGUUUGGAUUAAUAAUUCGUAAAACCUUAUUAAGCCUUAGAUAAUUAACGUAAUAACAUCACGCUCUUGCUUCAUUUGAUUCACGAAUCGUAAUAUCUGAAAAACUUGUUUAAAAUUCACAGAAAACAUGGUUGAAGACGAAGUGACUUUAGAAGAGAAGUGUGAAAACCUGAUGAACAUAGUUGUGGAAUCACGGAAAAGGUUCGGCAAAAUGUGUGUUGACUAUCAUCAGAAAACAUCACUGAUUGAAAACAAAAUACUCAAUUUAAACAUUGAAACUAUAUCAAACUACCACUUUAAGCCCAAAAACCCUGUACCAAAUGUAGAUAUUGAGGACAAUAGCAAGGAAAUUGAGGAUUUCACAGCUGAAAUUAUGGAGAAACAGCGGAGAAUAGACAACCUGCGCAAGAAACUGAAAUGUACUGAAGAAGUGGUCGCUCAGUUGAAGAGAGAUGAUGUGAACAAGAGAGUGAAGGAGCCACUCAGUGUGCAAGUUAUGCUGGAAAGGGCAAAGAAGAAGUAAAAAUACACUGUUAUUUAAAAAUCUUUAUUUAUAAGUUAGUAGUAUUAGAACUUAGCAUACUUAAUUCUAUUUAAACUUAAAAUAUAUCUAAUAACAAAAAGAAUGAGUAGGCAAUCAAAUCAUUCAAGAGUCAUCAAUAACUGAUUCAUGCUUUAUUUUUCACA